Molecule: messenger RNA, 1011 nt
Organism: Myotis davidii
Lineage: Eukaryota; Metazoa; Chordata; Mammalia; Chiroptera; Vespertilionidae
Product: mas-related G-protein coupled receptor member X1
Exons: 2
Coding region: 1-1011 (336 amino acids)
Biological process (GO): G protein-coupled receptor signaling pathway
Cellular component (GO): membrane
Molecular function (GO): G protein-coupled receptor activity
Source: RefSeq, a predicted model, not a curated record
AUGGUGCUCAGGUCUACAACUGCAGCGUUUCUGAGCACGGAUAUGACUGUCACAGCCUGGAAGACCAACUUCACAACAACCAAUGGAACUGAUCAGGCCUUUCAUCUACAUUAUGUAGGGAUCAUAAUCCUGGAUUUACUGACAGCCAUCGUGUUCAUGGGGGGGCUGGCAGGCAACGUCGUGGUGCUCUGGCUGCUGGGCUUCCGCAUGCACAAGAACGCCUUCUCUGUCUACAUCCUCAACCUGGCGGGGGCUGACUUCCUCUUCCUUUGUACAGGUACCCUAAGAUCACUUUUUGAAUUUAGUUUUUACCUUAGAGGAAUCAGCAGAUUUACCAUCCCUGUGUUAAUCUUUGCCUACAUCUCAGGCCUGAGCCUUCUCAGCGCCAUCAGCACGGAGCGCUGCCUGUCUGUCUUGUGGCCCAUCUGGUACCGUUGCCGCCGCCCCCAACACAUGUCUGCCAUAAUGUGUGCCCUGCUCUGGGCCCUGUCCCUGCUGCUGAGCAUCCUGGAAGGGAACUACUGUGGCUACCUGGUUAGGAACAUGCAUCAUGUUUGGUGCCCAUUGUUGGAUUUCAUUAGUGCGGCGUGGCUGAUUUUGCUGUUUGUGAUUCUUACUGGGUCCAGCCUGGCCCUGAUGACUAGACUGCUGUGUAGCUCCAACCGGGUUCCCUUGACAAGGCUCUAUGCGACCAUCAUGCUCACAGGGCUGGUCUUCCUUCUCUGCGGCCUGCCCUUCGGCAUCCACUGGUUCCUCGUAUUCUGGUUUCAAAAAGAUUUUGAAACCUUUGUUCCUAGUUACUUGGUGGCAUUUCUCCUGUCCUGUGUCAACAGCGGUGCCAACCCCAUCAUUUUCUUCUUCGUUGGCUCCUUCAAGCAGCGAUGGUGGAAGCGGAGACACACCCUGAGGCUGAUUCUCCAGAGGGCUCUGCAGGACACUCCUGAGGUGGAUGAACCUGAAGAAAGCCUUCCUGGGGAAACCCUGGCCAUGUCAGGAAAUCUGGUGUCCUGA